Onthophagus taurus is the source of this 562-nucleotide messenger RNA. The record is from RefSeq and is a predicted model, not a curated record. Lineage: Eukaryota; Metazoa; Arthropoda; Insecta; Coleoptera; Scarabaeidae.
CUUCUAUGUUUACACACAAGACGUUACAGCAGCCAUCUUGGUUUGUUUGAAAAUCGCGUGGUUUAAAAUGGACGAAUUUGAGAAUAAAUCUGCGGGGAAUUAUAGUCGCCAAGAACAGAAAGGUUUCACCUCACCGAAUAUGGGAGAUAAUUACGCCGGUGUCUUCAUUACCAACGCCCGCUCAGUAAGCACUUUAUGCAUUCGAAACAUGAUGAGUUCUUAUGGAACUGUUAUGCGUAUCAUGGAGGCUCGUUUGGAAUUCGACGUUUUUAAUUAUUUAGUGAUAUAUGAGACUGCCGAGGAAGCUGAAAAUGCUAUGGUUGGUGUCACAAUAAAUCGACCUGCCUUUGCGUUGAACUUUGAAUUCGAACUUAUGCCACAUUCGAAAUUAAUCGAUCAUCAUAAUAUUUUUAAUUAUCCUAAUAUAUGUGGCCUCAAAGUAACUGAUUACUAUUAAGAAUUACUUGUAAUAAUUUUUUGUGUUAUGCAACCCAAAUGUCAAAAUCAUUAAUCCAUAAUUCUUUUCUAAUUGUAAGUUAAUAUACACAACGAAAUCCAUUUU